Messenger RNA from Colletotrichum phormii, 1259 nucleotides. Its product is annotated as short-chain dehydrogenase/reductase SDR. Lineage: Eukaryota; Fungi; Ascomycota; Sordariomycetes; Glomerellales; Glomerellaceae. The transcript is spliced from 2 exons. The record is from RefSeq and is a predicted model, not a curated record. The coding region runs from base 241 to 1005 and encodes 254 amino acids.
UUCGGUUCCAAUGCACGUCGGCGCGGGGCACGGCCUGGGCACGGAUCGGACGAUCAAUGACGUCCAUUGCCAUGGGAAGUCUUACUAGCAGCGCUAGAAUCACUUAGUGAUAUGCUUGUGUAAGUAUAUAAUAAACGGGAUGCACACUGAUGCUGCCUCUCAAAGAUUCGGUAAACACAAUCAUAAAGAACAUUGACACUGUACUGUAACUUCAUCUCAAAGGCUGAGACUCACAACACAAUGGCACCUAAAGGACUCGCAAUCAUCAUCGGCGCAGGACCGACUUCCGGCGCAGGGAUCGCUCGCAUUUUAGCCAGCCCUCAACAUGGCAACCUGGCAGUUGCUCUCCUCGCCAGAAACCCCGAAAACCUCCAGAAUCUCGCAGCUGAUCUACGCAAGUCUUCAAAUGGAAUCCUCCAUCCGUUCCCUACAGACACUCAGCCUGAAAACCUCCGGCAAACCUUCCAGCAGAUCGCAGAUCAUGCCGACUUCAAAGACCUAAAGCUGAAGCUCGGUAUAUACCACGUCAAGAAUUCGAGCAAGAAGCCAUUCCUCGAAGAAACUCCAGAGGCUUUCAAUGACAGCAUGAGUAUCUUCACAACCGGAGGUGUCGUCUUUGCGCAAGAAGCGCUGAAGCUCAUGUACGCACAGAAUGGGGGGCAGACGCUGCUGUCCGACACCGAUGGUGCGAAGAAAGGCACCAUCAUCUUCACGGGAACUUUGGGAGCCAUGCGCACGAAUCAGCAGUAUGCCGCCUAUGGCGCAUCUCGAGCGGCGGCGAGGAUGGUAGCACAGGCUAUUGCGAAGGAGCACAGCAAGUUUGGGGUACACGUGGUUCAUGCUAUUGCCAACGGCGGCAUCAUUGACGAAGAUAACGAAAAUACUAAGACCGGCAAACGGAUGCGCGCGGAAGAUGUUGGAGAGUUGUAUCUUUGGCUGUCACAACAGCCGAGCUCACUCUGGACUCAUGAGUUGGAUAUGAGGCCGGCACAGGAGACUUUCUAAAGUGGAAAGUCAAACGUACUGAGACAAGAAAUAAAUCGAAGCUGGAGGAAACUUGAUCACUUUGCCAAUGAACAAAGUGUUUUAAACCAUCAAUGGAAACAUGUUGACGUGGAGCGAACCGACAUGGCAUGAUGGCCUUGGCUUAAUAUGUCGGCAAGCCCCCAAUACUAGUGUUGCCCUCUACGAGGCAGCGUCCAAAGCAAUACACUUGUGUCAGACGCUAUCAAGAAACAUACAACUUGCUCGAGACCGAA